Messenger RNA from Coturnix japonica (Japanese quail), 3116 nucleotides. It is a transcript of the gene MMP28, whose product is annotated as matrix metallopeptidase 28. NCBI's taxonomy places the organism in Eukaryota, Metazoa, Chordata, Aves, Galliformes, Phasianidae. Gene Ontology annotation, cellular component: extracellular matrix. Gene Ontology annotation, molecular function: metalloendopeptidase activity; zinc ion binding. The record is from RefSeq and is a predicted model, not a curated record. Gene Ontology annotation, biological process: collagen catabolic process; extracellular matrix organization; proteolysis.
CGAGCCAAACACGGCUGUGUCUGCAGACAGAGCUGCUCUUGUUUGGAAAGGAAGCGCAGCUCCGACCUGCGCCCGCUGUGUGCGCCCCUCUCCCCAUCACCCAGCCCCCUCCUCCUCCUCCCAUCCCAUUGACAGCCUCUCCCUAUUCCUUAUCUCCCUUCAUUGCACCGAUCCCUUUGUUUUGGACCCCCUCUGUCCUCCCUGUGCUGCCUCAAGGUGCUUAGGGUCUCGCAGGUACCGCUGCUCCCAGAGCUUUGGGGGCUGGACUGUAAGAGGGGUCGUGGGCUUUACAAGAAGCGUGUGAUCCGAGCUGGCACGGAAACAAAGCAGCCCUAAGUCACAUCCUAUUGUUUUUCCGAACCAAAGCACAGCCAAAACAUCCUUUCGCUUCGGUUAAACGAGAACAAAAUAGCGAGGGGAUCAAACAGAAGGGAAGCAUCCAUUGGAGAACCGCAGCGCUUUGGGACAGCUGGAUCUAUCGAGGGGGGCGGAGGGGCACCCAGCUCUUGGCCCGUCACUCCCGCAGCCCCGGGGCACGCUCAGCACACGCGGGCGGAGCUCAGUCCCCGGGCGGAGCUGCGGGAGGAGCAGCGGAGCCGUGCGGUGCGGUGCGGUGCGGGGCGGCCAUGGGGCUGCGGGCGGCGCUGGGGCUGAUGCUGCUGUUGGCGGCCGUGCGGGGUGCGGCGGUGCGGGGAGAGCGACGGCGGGCGGAGCUGUUCCUGCAGAAAUAUGGCUAUCUGGGAGCACCGCAGCCAGGCCAGCUCAGUCCCGUGGAGUUCACAGCAGCACUGAGGGAUUUCCAGCGUGUGAACCACCUCCCUCCCAGCGGGGUGCUGGAUGUCCCCACACUGCGGCAGAUGGGACGUCCUCGCUGUGGGACGGGUGAUGGGGAGAACCGCCCCACUGCCCCACGCCGCCGGCGCUCCAUGCAGCAUGGCAGCAAGUGGCACAAGAGGCACCUGACGUACCGCGUGGUGAACUGGCCCCCGUACCUGCCGCAGCACGAGGUGCGCCUGGCUGUCAGGGCUGCCUUUGAGCUCUGGAGCAACGUCUCCUCGCUGGUGUUUUGGGAAGCACGGGAUGGCCCGGCUGACAUCCGCCUGACCUUCUUCCAUGGGGACCACAACGAUGGGCUCAACAACGCCUUCGAUGGGCCAGGGGGGGCUCUGGCCCACGCCUUCUUCCCCCGACGUGGAGAGGCCCAUUUCGACAGCGCCGAGCGCUGGUCCCUGCACAGUGGCAAAGGACGCAACCUCUUUGUGGUCGUUGCACACGAGGUGGGGCACACACUGGGGCUGGAACACUCACCCACCAAGAGUGCCCUCAUGUCACCCUACUACAAGAAGCUGGGCAAGGACUUUGUGCUCAACUGGGAUGACAUCUUGGCCAUCCAGAACUUGUAUGGGAAGCCCUCCAGGGGCUUGGCCGUCCAGCUGCCAGGAAGGGUCUUCACUCAUUUCCAGGACUGGAGUGGGGACCUGUAUGGUGAGGAACAUCAACGGCGGAGCCUCAACACCUACUACUGCCACUCCUUCUUUGAUGCCAUAACUGCUGACACGGAACACAACCUGUAUGUCUUCAAGGGCAGCCACUUCUGGGUGGUGUCAGCCAGUGGCAAUGCCAGCCAGCCUCAACCCCUGCACGUGCGCUGGCCAGGGCUGCCUGCUGGUAUCGAUGCCUGUGCCUACUCCCCAUUCAGCCACAGCUUCUACUUCUUCAAAGGUGGCCGAUGCUGGAACUAUCACCACUCCACCUUGAAGUCUGGCUUCCCCCAGAAGUGCAGUGCCCACGGCCUGCCCCGACACCCCGACACAGCCCUCUACUUCCAACAGCUCCGGCGCCUGGUGCUCUUCAAAGGGGCCAAAUACUUUGUGCUGAGCGAGGAGACCCUCACCCUGGAGCCCUACUACCCCCGCAGCCUACGAGACUGGGAUGGUGUGCCCCCUGGCACAACAGGGGCUGUGGUGCACAGCGAUGGCUUCCUCUACUUCUUUCGGGAUGACCACUAUUGGAGGUUCAACCAAGCCAAGCUGCAGGUGGUGGCUGAUGGCAAAUGGGCUGCUGAGCUGCCGUGGAUGGGCUGCUGGGAUGCCAACGGUGGGCACAUCCUCUUCUGAACCAAUGCUGAGCAUCACUGGGACAAUGUGUUGGCUGAGCCCACCCCACUGCCCCAACCAAGGGGUCCCCAGACCCAGGGUCAUGGACAGCAGCAAUGAGGCUGGGAUGGAGGGUCCCUUACAGCCAGGUGGGCUGUGAUUCAGCCUUAAGAACACCUAUAAGCCAUGGACACUGCGAACACACCAUUUCUGUUCACUUUCAGGAUUCUUUUUACAAGCCAGGACUGGUUUUUUAUUAAUCAUUUAUUGUUUUUCCAUGAUCAGGCAGAGAACUGCCUUAUGAUGGGUGCUCUGGUGCUUCGAUGGUUUUAAAUGAGCAACUGAGACUGGUUUUGGUUAAAACAAGAAGAGACUUCUGGACAUAACCAUAGGUUUAUGUCUCUAUAAACAUGGCUUUACAGUCUCAGGUGGUAACUGGGGCCCUGCUGCCCCAUAUGUGGGGCCAGUGGGAUGCAGAGCCCAGGACAAGCCCAGCUCUGAACAAAAUGGUGUGGUUUUGAGGAGGAAAUAGAGAUUUUUGGUGAAGGAACAGGGGAAAAAAGGAGCUGUGAGGCAGUAUAGAGGGGCUGGAGGGCAGCAGGGGAUGGGAGGGUGGAUUCUCUGCUGUCUAAUAAGGGUUGUUCAUCCCUUGAGGGCAGGGCAAGUGUCUCUCUGUGGUAGUACUGAGUCCUGUAUCCCCUUCAGUCCUAUUCUGAUUUGAGAUCUUGGUGCCUUUGGGUUUGUUUUCUGUGAUAUCUGUGAAUAGACCCUUCCUGCACAGACACGGGACACACAAGCAGCACAAAAUCUCAGGGGAUUUUUUGAUGUUGCCAAAGAGACGAGGCUGCAGUGUUUCAUUCUGAAUAAGGUGAUAAUGAUGCAGCAUCACUUGCAGCUUUUCAGGGGCCUGGAGACCUGAUGGUGAAUAAAACAAACCUCCGGAUUCACACUGCUGGCAUCCCCCUCUGUUUUCAUGUCAGGCUGUUGUAUAUAUAUUAAAACCUGAUUUUGUGAUUUCCA